Zonotrichia leucophrys gambelii is the source of this 4523-nucleotide messenger RNA. RefSeq lists its product as uncharacterized. NCBI's taxonomy places the organism in Eukaryota, Metazoa, Chordata, Aves, Passeriformes, Passerellidae. Gene Ontology annotation, cellular component: adherens junction; catenin complex. Bases 474 to 2804 code for a protein of 776 amino acids. Gene Ontology annotation, molecular function: actin filament binding; beta-catenin binding. The transcript is spliced from 5 exons. The record is from RefSeq and is a predicted model, not a curated record. Gene Ontology annotation, biological process: cell-cell adhesion; cell migration.
CACGUUGGGUGGUGGGAGCCUCCACCCGGCAUGUGGACAGGACCACGGAUCCCAUCUUCAGGAAUGGUUUGCUGGUGUGGGUGGAGCAAUUGGCCAAAUCUAUCCUGGAGCUGGGAGCAGUCACAGCCCUCAUUCCAGGAAGGUUUUCCUGCCUCCAAAGCCGGGGUGCUUUUUCCCAGGCAGCCAGCUCCCUGCUGGACUCUGCUCUCCGUGUCCAAGCUGGGCUGGAUGGGUCCAACCACCCAGAGAUUCUCAGCCCGCUCCGGGAGCAGGUGCGGAGCACCAAGGCGGAAAAGGGGCUGGAGCUCAGCCCGUCCCACACUGGGACACGAGCCAGUACUGAUGAGGCAGCGUUCCAAGGAAAUAUCCAAAGUCAUCCAUCUUCACCACCAGCUAACCCCCACCUGGAUCCAUGGAAAGGGGAUACACACCCUGUCAUCACAGCUCUCCUGGGAGCAUCCCAGGCCGGUGACAUGGACACUGUCCAUGCUGCCAGCUCCGUCCUGCUGGAGCUCUCUGAUGGAUAUGUGGAAGCAGCACGGGAAGCAGUGCCUGUGGCUGAACCCCCCCAGCUGCAGGUGCUGGAGCAGCACUGGGAUAUCAAAGCACUUACCCCAGGGAUCAUCAGCCUGGCCAUGGAAACGGCCCCUGGGCAGCUCCCUGCUCCAGGCAGGCUUCUCCAAAUGGCACUCAGGCUCUCGGGAAGGAUCCAGGAGACUCGGGAGUGCCUGGCAGCUGUGGCAGGCUCUUGGAAUGGUCUGGCCCAGCAAGUGCUUGGAUUUAUCCUGUCAGGUGACUUUCCAAGAGGGAAGCAGGCUUUGGAUGAGACCCUGCUGGGUUUAGCAGGAGCAGUGCAGGUGGCAGGAGGCAUUGCAAGCGCAGCCUGCAGUAGGGAAAAUCCUAAUCCCUCUCAUAUCCAGGAGAGCUUUCUGCAGCUCCAAGCCAAGUUUUCCCAUGCUCAGCUGAACACCAAAGGGUUCCUGGAGAAGGCAGUGUCCUUCAGGGAAUCCUGUGGGAUGGAAAAGGCCAUGCUGGAGCUGCACGGUGUCCGGUGGGCCAUUGGCAUGCGUAUCCUGCUGGAUGCCAUGGAUCAGUUCGUGGGCAGGGAUGUCCUGUUCGUGAGGGAGCUGAGCAGAGCCGUGAGGAGCAAGGUUUGCCCACGGAGCCUCCUGGCUGCUGUGGCUGAGAAUUCCCUCAGGUUGCAGGAGGCUGCCUGGCUCUCCUACUUAUCCUGCCCUGGAGACCACGAUGCCAGAGAAAUCCUGGCGCUCCGGGAGGAGAUCCAGGUGUUCAUGGAAGCACUGCUGGAUGUGUCCAACACCCUCCUGCUCUCCCCACUGCCUACUGCCAGCCUGGCCACCCGCUUCGAGCUCCUGCAGAGGGACGUGGCCCUCAGGGCCAAGGCGUUGCUGCUCCACAUGGAAAGGGUCAACAAGGAACAGCUGCAGCUGAUCCAAGACGUGGUUGGAGCAGCUCUGUCCAACCUCACCCCAGAGGAGAGGCAGAGGAGCAAAGAAGGCUUUGAGGAGAAGGCAAAUCAGCUCAUGGCUGAUGUCCAGAGGGUCAGAAACACCCUCCAGGGUGCUCUGGGGGCCGGUGCUCAACUUACAUCCCAGCCUGACCUGCUAUCCGUGGCUGACCACCUCCUGCUCCUCACAGCUGACGUGGUGGGAAGCGCCCGGCGGCACUUCCAGAGCCACCAGGACCCUGGGGAUUCCUGCCAGGACCCUGGGGAUCCCUGCCAGGCCGCUGGGGAUCCCCACCUGGAAGGCAUGGUGUGGUACUGGUCGGCCAAGGCUCACUACCUUGUCACACAGCUCUGGGUUAUCCAUGGAAUUGACAGGGACACCCUGCGGUGCCUCACAGAAUGCCUGCAGCGGGAACGCUGCCCAGGAUCACCCAGCAGCACAGCUGGACUCUCCCCAGCCCCAGAGCCCCCUGAGGCAGCAGGAAUUCAUCCAUGCAGGAGCAGAGGAGAGAGUGGAGCUGUGCAGGAAGUGCGUGAACUGAAACAUCCAGGUGGAGGAGAGCACUCGGCAUCGCUGUGUCCACACAUUCCAGGUCUGGAAUCUGCUCCAUUACUGCCCCGGCAGCACCAGGAUGGCCCUUGCAGCACCUGCCCUGCAAAGCAGGAGAGAGCAAACUGUGACAAGCGGCAGGGUGGCCCCAGCAGGGUGUCCCAGGUGACCCAGGACAUGGCCACGAGGAGGCUCCACAUGGCUCAGUUCCUGCGCAGGAAGGGCCCCAUUGCGAGCAAGGAGCAGUUUGUUGCAUGUGCCAGACAAAUGAUUUCCGAUGGGCAGGUGGUUGUUAAGUUUGGGAACAUCCUCGCCAAGCACUGCCUGGACCAGAGAUGCUCCAUGGAGCUGCUCCGUGCCACUGAGCACGCCCAAUCCAUCAGCAGCCAGCUCGGCAUCGUGGCCAGGGUGAAAGCAGUGACUGGGGAGAGCAGGGCCUCCUCUGAGCUGCUGCUCAGCAACGUGCAGAACCUCCUUCAAGCAGUGCAGCACGUCCUGAGGGCGGCCGAGGCGGCCUGUGUCAAAGGUUUGGGACAACCCCCAGCAGACCCUGAAGAAGAAGAAGUUGCUGCUUUCUGCCAGCAGUGGAGGAAAAACCUGACACAGCACAGAGCCAAGGAGGCCUUAAAUUCCACCCGGGAUGAAUUAGGGCUCCGGAAAACUCGAGGGGCAAAGGCUGAGCCCACCCUGAUGUCUCUGGUGCAAGAGCAACCCCUACGGAGCAGGAAUAUCCCAAAGCAUCCCAGUCCUAGGAAAGGACACACAGUUAUGGACAGACAUCUGUAAAUCCAGAGGGGCUGCUUGUCCCAGUGCUGUUGGAAGCAAAGGAGGAAUACUUUGCAGUGUGCAGGAUUCAUGUUGGAGUUUUUCAUUGCAGCAGGAAAAUCUUGGAACAGGCUCCGAGGGGAGGCCAGGAAUCUUCUGGUGAGUGUUUUACCCCCAGGUGGUGAGAUGGGAUGGACGGGGCUCUGGAGAAUCCUGAUCCAGUGGGAGGUGUCAGAGGUAUCCCUGCCCAUAGCAGGCGGUGGAAUGGGAUGAAUUUAAGGUCCAUUCCCACCCAAACUAUUCCAGGAUUCUGUGAUCCAGAGAUGUUCAGGCUUUGUCACAUCUUUCAGCCUUUCCUCCUUCACACAUCCAGGGAUACAGCAGUGGGGAGUGUUUUGUCUCACCUGCUGCCCCUGAGCCUGCAGAUUCCUUCCCAAAAUCCCACUCAGCCCCAGGAUUCUCUGCUAUCCAGAGUAAACAUUCACUUCCCAAGAUCACCCACCUCACAGCUUCCAGAGUAUCCCAGACUGGUGACACUGCUGCUCCUGUAUCCUGCCUCUCCACAUCCAUCCUUCCAGCCUCAGGAUCACGAGUUGUCCGAUGGAAACACUGCUCCAUGCUGGAAUCCUGCAGGAGAGGUGGAAGGGAGCCUCCCCUGUGGAAUACACAAUCCAACACCACAGCAGAUCACAAGUGGCUCCGUGGUGGCUGCAGCCCAUCCCAGCCCACCUUGGUGUCCCACCUGCAUCCCAACCCCCUUCCCCAGCCCAGGAAUUCCAUUACGUGCGUGGCAGCAAGGAAUCUCCUCCAUAUUCCAAGAAAAAGCAGCAGCAGGCACACUGGAGACUCUGGGAAGCAAUCUGCAAUGGAUAAAGCAGGGCAGGGGAGGAGGGAGGCAGGAAGGAAGGAAACACACAAGGAGACAGCAGGCUGUGAGGACUCACAGGCCUUUGUAUCCAUGUCCUAUUCCCACACUAUUUUUCCCUGCUUGGUUUUUUGAGGAAAACCUUGACCAGCCACACCAGUGAGUAGAAGAAGAAAUAACAGGCUACUAAUAAAGGACUAAUGGGUUACUCCAAAAUAACAACCCAGUUCCAUGUCUAUUCUCUACGUUUGCUACACAAAAAAAUAAUAAAAUUAAUGGAAUCCAUGCUCUGGCAAAUCAGGAAGGCAAAGGGAAACCAGGAAUGCCUUGGGAGAUGCUUCUUCUGCUGUGCAGGAAUCACAGGCUUCCCUCGGCUCAUCCAUGCAAGGCAAAACCUCAGAAUUUGGGAUAAACACUCUGCUGUACCAAUGGAAACACCACUUGGCCAGCAGACAAGAGGAAAAGGUCCAUGACCAUCACUUGGCCAAGGGAAAAACAAGAGGAAAAGGUCCACCAAGGAAGAGACUUAAAGCAGAGAAAGCUUCCAAAGGGUGGGAAGCAGAUGACUGAUUGAGAGGCUGGCACAUUUUUAUUGGAAAAGCAGCUGCCUAGGAAUGACUGCACUUCCUCUGGAGAAAAAGCAGCCCCAGAGGCUGGAGGACAGUUGUGCUCUCCCAUGCAAAACCUGGGGAAUUCAUGACAUGCAGGAUGUUCCAUGAUGGAAAAUGCCAACUCUCUCCAUGAGACCUAGGGAUCAGGUACAAGGUUAUGUUAAAACCCCACAAACCAUCCCAAAAAUCCCAGCUUUAGUCCCCUCCUCCCAGCUGCCACCGUAUGCACACCGAGUCGUCACCAGGAAUUAACUGUACCCUUUU